AAUCAAGGUAGCUUAAUCUAGUUAGAGUUUAUAGAAGAAUUUAGAGAAGAACGAUGGCAACUGGCCAACUACUCAACCCAGGUGAUCACAUCUAUACCGAAUGCCUUGGAGGUUCCUACUAUCACCACGGCAUAUAUGUAGGCAGAGGCCUGGUGACAAACCCCAACACUGGAAAAACCCGAACCAUAACAAAUGCAGUCAUUCAUUUCCUUGGACUCGACACCGAAGGCAAAGCUAAAAAAACUAAACCCCAAUGCCAGACAUGUUUUUUCAAGCCCAAGGGUCAGGGAGUUGUAUUAACAUGCCUUGACUGCUUCCAUGAAGGUAACGGGCUGUAUCGCUACGAAUACGGUGUGUCGUUAUUGAGCUUUACUUUUAAAACCAGUGGGAGUUGCACUCCUCGGAGCUGUUCUGAUCCUAAUACCGUAAUUAAGAGAGCAUAUGAUUACCUCCGUAACCAAGACUUCGGAGACUACAACUUUGUGUUUAACAACUGCGAGCACUUUGCCACCAAGUGUAAAAUGGGGAAGGCCCGUUGCAAUCAGGCCUUGUUGGGAACAGGACUGCCGGGUGCCCUGGUUUAUAAUGUUACAAGACGCCUUACCAAAGAUAUACUCUGGUAGAAUAUGUGCAAUUAAUAUGUAAGUAUGUGUGUUUUUGUUAGUUUGAUGGUAUUUUGAUGUCCAUCAAGUUCAGAAAAUGCUUCUGUUCUUGGGUUUGUAAUGGCAAAUAGGGUGGUUAAUUGUAAUAAUAAUUUAGUGUUUCCUCUAUCUCUCUCAAAGUUAACCUAAUUUAAGGUGUGUU
Gossypium arboreum is the source of this 804-nucleotide messenger RNA. Its product is annotated as protein LEAD-SENSITIVE 1-like. The record is from RefSeq and is a predicted model, not a curated record. NCBI's taxonomy places the organism in Eukaryota, Viridiplantae, Streptophyta, Magnoliopsida, Malvales, Malvaceae. The transcript is spliced from 2 exons. The coding region runs from base 54 to 623 and encodes 189 amino acids.